AUGGCGACAGCGAUCCAGGUGCUCAAGGGCGACGCGCCGCAGCAGGCUCGCUCCCUGUACCGCCAGCUCCUGCGACAGGGCGAGCAGUUUGCGGCCUACAACUUCCGGGACUACGCGAAAAGGCGAACGAGGGAUGCGUUCAGGGAGCACCAGCACGUCCAGGAUUCGCGGGAGGUGCAGGAGCUGAUCCAGAAGGGCCUCAAGGAGCUGCAGGUGAUGAAGCGUCAAACGCUGGUCAGCCAGUUCUUCCAGAUGGACCGAUUAGUUGUCGAGGGCGGCGUUGCUGGCAAGGAGAAGGGCGACCACAGCGAGAUUGUGAGGCAAAAGGAGCAGGGUUACGAUUAA
Verticillium nonalfalfae is the source of this 345-nucleotide messenger RNA. RefSeq lists its product as uncharacterized. The transcript has 5 exons. Gene Ontology annotation, cellular component: L-cysteine desulfurase complex; mitochondrion. NCBI's taxonomy places the organism in Eukaryota, Fungi, Ascomycota, Sordariomycetes, Glomerellales, Plectosphaerellaceae. The record is from RefSeq and is a predicted model, not a curated record. Gene Ontology annotation, biological process: iron-sulfur cluster assembly. Bases 1 to 345 code for a protein of 114 amino acids.